ACGAGGCGAUGGUACCGGUCUCCCGUUUUAAGUAGCCGGCGCAUGUGGAAGUCAUACCCGAUGGGGGCAUCUCUGCUACCACUAAUUCGCGCUGGCGUGACGGUACAGUUCAUACACCGUUGUUGAAGAGCUCGAGAUGGCUGAAAACGGCACAGUGCAUGCGCAACCCUCUCGGGGCCGCGCACUCGGGUACUCCAGUACUCCUAUGGCCAAGCAUUCGCUGCACAUGGUGUCAAAGCGAUUCAGACCAAAUUAAAAUUCCCCGCUUCCUAGAUAAUCGACCAUCUAGCGCACAUGGAUCCAAGGCAGUGGACUAUCUGCUCAUAGUGGCCUUGUCAUCACAUAGUCCUACCUGCGCCAUUGUCUUUCAACGCUGGCAGGAGGUCGAGGGAAGAAACGACCUCCGUUCAAUUGUUCGACGGCAUUCCGGAAUACGCUGCAAGUCGAGCGUCGCUCUUAUCCGCUUGUCGAAUUCUGCAUCAGCGCCGCCUGUUGUUCUGAAAUACGUUCAGCCUGGCGUAGCGCAUCUGCGACGUGCGUCGACAAACCUCGCUAGUAUCUCCACACUAUUCGGGGCACGCCGGGUCGCUAUGUCGACUGACAUCACCAUCCAGAGGCGCCCUUGUUAGAGCGCGUUGGCGACUAAUGAACGUCGUCGAGUUCACAACAACCGGUCUCGUAUGGUGGACUCACCGCCGAACGUC
This is a messenger RNA of Rhodofomes roseus, 704 nucleotides long. RefSeq lists its product as uncharacterized. NCBI's taxonomy places the organism in Eukaryota, Fungi, Basidiomycota, Agaricomycetes, Polyporales, Fomitopsidaceae. The transcript is spliced from 4 exons. The record is from RefSeq and is a predicted model, not a curated record. The coding region runs from base 159 to 629 and encodes 156 amino acids.